ACAUCAGAUAUAGACCGGUGAGGAAUCACCAUCACCAGAAGCAAAUAAAAAGCAGUGAGGCAAAGGACGUUUCGCUCGAUCGUAGUGGGAAGGUCACGACGUUAACAAGUUGAGGUUUUUAAAGUAGCUUCUUUAAGCAAGAAGGGGGAAAAAAAGAAAAGGAACUGAGCUGGCGAGUUUGCCACAUAUGUUCCGAGAAUCAAUUGGGCCUUUGAUGAACUAAAUUUGAAGCCUGCUGAUUCUUUCAAGCUAAGUUCCAUGAGUUCUCCAUCAACUCAACUUGUCAUCUCAAAAAGGAUGGGCAUAUAUGAGCCAUUCCAGCAAGUUAGCAUGUGGGGGGACAACUUUAAAGUUGAAAAUAGCCUCAAUUCAGGUCCUUCCCAGAUAUUCAUGGUGAACCCUAUCACAGAGCCCAAGGCUGAGUAUAUUCCCCAUGAGUCAACUGGACCCUCGGGAGAUGAUCAAGAGACCAAUACUGCUGUCAGCAAGGUGCUAAGACGCUUACAACAAAAUCGGGAAGCAGCUCGAAAAAGUCGUCAAAGGAAAAAGGCCUAUGUCCAACAAUUAGAAUCAAGCCGUUUGAAGCUCAUGCAAUUGGAGCUAGAGAUUGAGAAAGCAAAAAAGCAGGGUCUGUAUAUGGGCGGAGCAGUAGAUGCUACUUAUAUAGGAUCAUCUGGAACAAUAAACCCAGGGAUUGCCGCUUUUGAGAUGGAAUAUGGUCAAUGGGUUGAAGAGCAACACAGACAAAGUGCUAAACUUAGAAACGCAGUGCAAACUGAGUCAUCUCCUGGGGAGCUCCAUCAACUGGUUGAGAGUAUCUUGAAUCAUUACUCAAAUCUUUUCAGGAUGAAAGCUGACGCUGCAAAGGCUGAUGUCUUCUACUUAAUCUCUGGAGUUUGGAAGGCAUCCGUGGAACGCCUCUUCCUCUGGAUCGGAGGAUCCCGCCCCUCUCAGCUUCUUAAUAUCAUCGUGCCACAGGUGGAGAAUUUGACGGAUCAACAGAUAGCGAGUUGCACCAAACUCCGGCAAUCUUCUCAGCAAGCUGAAGAUGCUCUUUCACAAGGACUGGAGAAACUGCAGCAGAGUCUGGUCCACAACAUGGCAGCCGAUGCAUUAGGAAGCUUCGGGUUUCCGAUGACUUCUGCCAUGGAGAAAAUCGAAGCACUAGAGGGUUUUGUAAGCCAGGCAGAUCACCUUCGACAACAAACCUUGCAGCAUAUGUCUCGGAUCCUGACAGUCCAGCAAGCAGCUCAAGGCUUGCUGGCCUUAGGCGAAUACUUUCAGCGUCUUCGUGCUCUUAGUUCUCUUUGGUCAGCUCGUCCAAGCGAUCCUACGUUCCAAACUUGAGGAGCUUUCUGAAGGAGAUCAGUGAUCUGCUCGAUCGCACCGCCUCAAUAACAGCUCUAGCUGUUGAAUCAGUGGCAAUAUAAAUAUGGUUUUGUAGCUUUUGCAUGAGUUUUGUUGUGUGUACCUCUAGUAACCCUGAAGCAAAAUUUAGGUAACACGUCGCUCCUGAGAUGCUCAUGCUUUGUACAUAGACUUCAUCAUUAUCUUCUACUACCAGAAGUGAUAACGUGUUUAUUAAUAUUAAAAAAGAAAGGAGAGAAACACUCUCAAUUCAAAACUA
Molecule: messenger RNA, 1627 nt
Organism: Neltuma alba
Lineage: Eukaryota; Viridiplantae; Streptophyta; Magnoliopsida; Fabales; Fabaceae
Product: transcription factor TGA3
Exons: 11
Coding region: 259-1347 (362 amino acids)
Biological process (GO): regulation of DNA-templated transcription; DNA-templated transcription
Molecular function (GO): sequence-specific DNA binding; DNA-binding transcription factor activity
Source: RefSeq, a predicted model, not a curated record